UGGGCCAGGAGCAUCUGUGCUCGGCUUCUGGUCUACGCCGGGGCUGUUGGGGGCUGGUAAACAGAACAGACUCUUGGCCAGGCAGAUGGCCUCUCGAUGGCCAAGCGUGGGGGUCUCCAUGCGCAGGAGAUCUCUCCAGGACCACAAGCAGCUGGAGGAGAACGAGGUGCUGGAGACCUCCAGCAGGGCCCUGGGCUCCCUCUGCAGACAGUUCCAACGGAGGCUGCCCCUGACAGCAGUCAGCCUCAACCUGGGGGCAGGCCCCUCCUGGAAACGCCUGAAAACCCCAGAACCAGGGCAGCAGGGCCUCCAGGCUGCAGCUCACUCAGCUAAAAAUGCCUUUGGUGCCAUGUCACAGCGAAUCCAGGAGUCCUACCAAAGUGGCACCAAGUGGCUGGUGGAAAACCAGGUGAAAGCCAGGAGGAGGAAGAGAGAAGCACCGAAGGGCAGUAGCCCCCCAGCUCGCAGCCUGAACCACAGGAGCACCCACCUGUCUGGAACCGCCCCUGCUCACUCAAUCCUGGGCCCCUGGGAGAGGGAGCGUCACCACCUCUCCACCCAGAUGGGCUCUCGUGCUCACCCACUUCGGCGGUCCAGGAGGGAGGCUGCCUUCCGGAGCCCCUACUCCUCUACAGAGCCCCUCUGCUCCCCCAGUGAGUCUGACAGCGACCUGGAGCCUGUGGGGGCAGGAAUCCAGCAUCUCCAGAAGCUGUCCCAAGAGCUGGAUGAGGCCAUUGUGGCCGAAGAGAGCAGCGAUAUGACUAUGUCUCUCCUUCGUGAUUGAGGAUCGUGCCCUUCAGGAAAGAAACCAUACCUGUCUCCCACGCCCCCCGCACCCAGGAUCUGUGCCUCCCCAUGAGUUCCUGGAAGAAGCCCCUUGUCCACUGCUAACAAGGAAACGACUAACAAAGGGCCCAGGUAGGGGCUGCUCUGGGCCUCUGCUCUCCUGCUCCAGCUACACCUGAACCUGCCAGUGACUGCCUGCCACAGCCCGAGAAUGACUCAGGAAGACCUGGGAGGGUGGGAGCACUGCCCAUCCUACUCCCCUUGUGGGCUUUGAAACACACCCCACACUUGAGCCUUGUGUUUGCCUCGUUUACAACAUGAAGCAGACUCCAGAAGACACUUGAGAGCACUGACCUGUGCACGCAGGAGGCGGGCAGGGGGGUCUGCAAAGAGUCACCUCCUGUGUCGCCAAGUGCCUAGGCUCUUGGGAACCAGCUCCCGUCCCUGCUCUGGAAGAUGGGUUGGGAGGGAUUUCCAGGCUCUGAGACCCUGGGCCCUCAAGUGCUUAUUUAUAUUCUCAGCACAGGGCACUGUGGGUGUGCAGGGAGGGGCAGCACUGCUCAGCAGCAAUUUCUGCCCUUCGUAAAUUAUUUAAGAAAUCUGCUUUGUCAUUUUAUUCGAAAGAAACCAGUGUGUAACUUUCUUAGAUAACGUGGCUUUUUCAUAAUAAAGACUCCCUUUCUGUAUCUGACAUCUCUUCUCUGUCACCGCUGUCUCCCAUGCCUCUCUGAGCCAUAGGUCUGUGGUUUGGAGCCAGGUUUUUUUUUUCCCUUCACUCACCCCCACUCCGAGCCA
Hipposideros armiger (great roundleaf bat) is the source of this 1581-nucleotide messenger RNA. RefSeq names its product PICALM interacting mitotic regulator (gene PIMREG). NCBI's taxonomy places the organism in Eukaryota, Metazoa, Chordata, Mammalia, Chiroptera, Hipposideridae. The record is from RefSeq and is a predicted model, not a curated record. Bases 86 to 784 code for a protein of 232 amino acids. The transcript has 6 exons.